AUGCAACAAUCACAACAGCAAAGACCUGAACAUCCUGCAACAUUUAACGAAUUGCUAAUUAAUGAAGUUAGAGCCCACCCUCAACUUUACAAUCAACAGCACCGUGUUUGCACUGAUAAUGGAGAGAGGAACGUUAUUUGGGAGGUUAUUGCCCAAAGAAUUGACGAAACUGUAAACGGCGAAUUUGCGAAAAAACGUUGGCUUCAAAUGCGCGAUCGUUAUAGAAAGGAGUUGAAGAUGGCACUUCGAACCUCUGUUCAACCGAAAUGGCCAUAUUUUGCUAAACUUUCGUGGCUCGAUCCUUAUUUGAAAGGAGCAAAGAAAGUGGAUUCUGCGUCUAAUUCGCCGUUAGGACAACAAAACAAUUUAAUUGCUGAGUUUGGGAUCGCUUCUAAGCAACAGGAUUUUAAUGGACUGAAUGGAAUUUUUGGCGGGACCGAAAAUAAUAAUGAUCACCAACUCCAAUUCCCUUCACCAACCGUUAAUCUGUUAGAAACAUUGAUGGCAGCAAGUCGAGAAUUUUUAGAGAGACAACAACGAGAAAAACAAGAAAAUGUCUCUACAAGUUCAGCAAUUUCUAAUAAUGAUUUGAAUAUUCAACAAUUACAUAAUGAUUUAUUAUCUGAUAAUGCUACAAUUGCCUCCUCUUCAGCAAACAGUGAUGAGAGUAUUGGAGAUCAACAAAAUAAUAAUAGUUAUUUAAAUGAUGGAAAUGAGGAUAUUGAAGGGAUUGGGCUGGCUGGAGGUGAAAAUACUGAUUUUGCUAAUAUUCGAAAUGUUAAUGGUAAUAAUGGAGAGGCAACAGAUAAGGUAAGAAAAAUAUUUUUUAUGUCAUUUAACAAGUACAUAAAUAACGGCAAGGCAUUAAAUUCUCUGCACUGUCUGUGAAU
This is a messenger RNA of Meloidogyne enterolobii, 890 nucleotides long. The record is from the annotation of a GenBank genome assembly. NCBI's taxonomy places the organism in Eukaryota, Metazoa, Nematoda, Chromadorea, Rhabditida, Meloidogynidae.